Messenger RNA from Clupea harengus (Atlantic herring), 1536 nucleotides. RefSeq names its product cytochrome P450 3A27-like. Gene Ontology annotation, molecular function: iron ion binding; steroid hydroxylase activity; oxidoreductase activity, acting on paired donors, with incorporation or reduction of molecular oxygen. The record is from RefSeq and is a predicted model, not a curated record. NCBI's taxonomy places the organism in Eukaryota, Metazoa, Chordata, Actinopteri, Clupeiformes, Clupeidae.
AUGGGCUACCUGGCGUUUUUCUCGGCCGAAACCUGGACUCUCCUCUUGCUGUUCGUGGGGCUGCUGACGGUGUAUGGGUUCUGGCCUUACAGGUUCUUUAAAAACCUAGGAAUCCCCGGUCCUAAACCAUUACCCUUUCUUGGAACCCUUCUGGGAUAUAGAAAGGGGUUCCACCAGUUUGACAUAGAGUGUUUCAACAAGUAUGGAAGAGUAUGGGGUCUCUUUGAUGGGAGACAGCCUAUUCUCUGCGUCUUGGACAAGACCGUCAUCAAAACAGUGAUGGUUAAGGAGUGCUACUCACUGUUCACCAACAGAAGGAACAUCCGCCUGAAUGGACCGCUGAACGACGCUUUGACCGUUGUCCAGGAUGAGGACUGGCGGCGGAUUCGGAGCGUCUUGUCUCCGUCCUUCACCAGCGGCCGCCUGAAGGAGAUGUUCGGCAUCAUGAAGACACACUCAAAGAAGCUGGUCAGGAACCUGAAACGGGAGGCUGACCAAGGCAAACCAGUGGAUAUGAAAGAUUUCGUUGGCGCAUACAGCAUGGAUGUGGUGACCAGCACAGCUUUCAGUGUGGACAUCGACUCCCUCAACAACCCCAAUGAGCCCUUUGUCACCAACAUCAAGAAAAUGCUCAAGUUUAACAUCUUCAACUUCUUUGUCCUAUUGAUAUCGUUCUUCCCCUUUACCAUUCCACUCCUGGAGAAGAUGAACGUCUCGUUCUUCCCCAUGGCUGUGAUGGACUUCUUCUACGCCUCUCUGAGGAAGAUCAAAGCUGAGAGGGAGACCAGCACUCAACAGAGCCGAGUGGACUUCCUCCAGCUGAUGAUGGACUCCCAGCGGCAGGACGACGAGGGAAAGCAGAAAGGCGAAACGUCGAACAAAGGCCUGAGUGACCACGAGAUUCUGUCGCAGGCAAUGAUCUUCAUCUUCGCCGGCUACGAGACCACCAGCAGCACCCUGUCCUUCCUCUUCUACAACCUGGCCACCAACCCCGAGGCCAUGGAGAAACUGCAUCAGGAGAUCGACCACGUCUUCCCUGACAAGGCUCCAGUAAGUUAUGAGGCCAUGAUGCAGAUGGAGUAUCUGGACUGCGUUCUGAACGAGUCCCUGCGCAUGUUCCCCGUGGUGACGCGCGUGGAGAGGGUCUGCAAGAAGACCGUCGAGAUCAACGGCAUCCCCAUCCCCAAGGGGACCGUCGUCACGGUGCCCACCUACGUACUCCAUAGAGAUCCAGACAUCUGGAGCGAGCCAGAGAGCUUCAAACCGGAAAGGUUCAGUAAGGAAAACAAGGAGACCAUUGACCCCUACUCGUACAUGCCGUUCGGAAUGGGCCCCAGGAACUGCAUCGGGAUGCGCUUUGCCAUCGUCAGCAUGAAGCUGGUCGUCGUGGAGCUGCUGCAGAGGUUCUCCGUCACCUCCUGUGAGGAGACACAGGUCCCUGUGGAGCUGGAGAACCAGGGUCUUCUGAUGCCCAAAACGCCCAUCAAACUCAAACUCGUCCCUCGCACGUCUAAGGGUAUUUCAGCAGAACAGUAA